AUGACUACUAAAGAUCUGGCCCCGGAAAGCGAAGAGCAAAAGUAUAGAUUGAAAUGCAAAGACUUGAAGAGAAGAAUAGAUGAAGUUGACCAAAGCAAUGAAUUGGUUACCUUAGCAAUCAAUAGAACUAAAUCAUCUAUACGUCGCUUGAGAUUGGAAUAUUCUAUAUUAUUGGAGCGUUUGGAAACAAAUUCUGUUAGUUUUCCCGAUACAUUGGAAGAAAUGUCACCUCCACCUUCUCCGUCAUUGGAUUUGAAUGAGAAAGCGAAGUCAGGAAACAAGAGACCGAAGAAACUGACUGCGCCUAAAGGUACUUUGAAAAACCGUAUAAGAGACCCAAAUCUUCCCAAAAGACCGACAAACGCAUAUUUGAUAUUCUGUGAGCUGGAGAAAGAAAGAAUCAAGAAUGAAACUGGUGAUAGUUCCUUAUCUUCAGUUCAUGAUUUGGGUAAGAACCUAGUGGAAGCCUGGAAAAACUUAGAUGAGGAGGCUCGCAAGCCUUAUCAUAAGAUAUUUGAGGAUGAAAAAGCUAGAUACAGAAGGGAGAUGAUUGCUUACAGUUUAAAAAAUAGUGAUCCGUUGGAUGCAACCCGAGCUGAUACAGAAGGUGAAAUAGAUCUAGAUGGCGAGGCAGAAGUUGAAGGCAAUGAAGAUAAUGACUUAGACAAUGAAAAUGAUCAAACCAAUAUCAUCAAUGAAGACGACAAUGCCACAAUCAGAGACACAACCAGGAGUGCAGCAAAAAUUAAUACCAGAAUUGAAAUCAGAGCCAAGUAUUGA
This is a messenger RNA of Yamadazyma tenuis ATCC 10573, 780 nucleotides long. NCBI's taxonomy places the organism in Eukaryota, Fungi, Ascomycota, Pichiomycetes, Serinales, Debaryomycetaceae. The record is from RefSeq and is a predicted model, not a curated record.